This is a messenger RNA of Fusarium redolens, 2546 nucleotides long. RefSeq lists its product as uncharacterized. The transcript has a single exon. The coding region runs from base 144 to 2450 and encodes 768 amino acids. The record is from RefSeq and is a predicted model, not a curated record. NCBI's taxonomy places the organism in Eukaryota, Fungi, Ascomycota, Sordariomycetes, Hypocreales, Nectriaceae.
UGCAGCCCCAGUCGUAUUUAGUUUCAACGUCGUCGUGCUACUUCAAUACCUUUGCAAGCCGAUAACAAUAGCCAGCGAUCAUCUGCUUUUCUCUUCUUUUCUACUUUUACUUUCCUGUAUCCGUAUCCCAGAGGAUUUUGGCCAUGGUGGACAAUCUCGCGCUGACGUAUGCUGGGGCCACGGGAGGCCAGUUUGAUCAACAAGGGUCUAUUGACUGGAUCCAACUGGCCAGAAUGUCUGUAUCGGUUCCAAUUUCUGUCCUCGCCCGUGUUUCAGCUGCAGAUGUCUCGCCUCUCACGAUUGUCGUGGGACAGGAAAUUUCAUCGCUCUUCAAGUUAUCCACCGCUGGCCAUGAACGUCUUGCUAAGGCGCUGUCCGAAUUGAGAAGCUUUUCCGCCAUUGGAGAUGCGAUCUGGUUUGGCUUUGGCAUCAAGCACCUUGUUAGAGUGCUCGCAGAAACCAACAAGGGGUUGACACUUCUCACCCUAUGUGGGUGUCUUGCUGAGAUCCAUCCACCAAAAGCUUGUGCUGAGAUUUUGAUCAAGCUGGCCUAUGUUUCCGGCGCUCCUGAUGAGCUAAGGCCGUCGGCAAGUCAAUGGAUCAACCUAGUAGGAGCUUGUUCUGGCACUCUCAAGUCAACGACAUUUGGAUGUAUCGCGCAGCAAUUCAUGGCUUUCUAUGGCGGCUACGUGUUUGCUGAAUAUCUGGAUGACGCUGAAGGCGUUGCCAGGGCUUUCCUCGCCGUUGCGCAUGUCUCUUCUGGGGCUUUAGAAUCUGUAACACUCACGGGUGGUCGAUCUUGUGGAUGGAUCGCCGCCAUAGGGUUCUAUUUUCUCGGCCUAGACGUCGAGAUUCGAAGUCCAGACAAUGUUUCAAUCUACAAAUCUACGCCCAAUGAAGACUCAGUCCGUAUCCUGGUCAUAUAUGGCACAAGUCUUGCAUCUGACCAGAUUCAAGUUAACUGCACUGCCUACUUCAUCAAAUCCAUCGAUAGCCUUGUGUCUAGCUACGAGGAAAGGUUCGAUUCUAUAAUGUGUGGAACGAUUCACUGGGAGAGUUCCCUCUCACGGACAUUCGGAAUACCUUUUGAAAAACUACUGGGAGCUAAAAUAGAAUUUGGAGCUCUAGUCGGCUACGCUGCGCGCGUCUUCAAGGGUCUGGCGAAUUCUGAGGCCAGUAGUAUCUUCGACGUUCAUGACCGGAUCAGUUGGUUUGGCUUCCAAACUAGCCAAUAUGGACAUGGAUUUGCAAAUGCUCUUGUUUCAUUCUUUCCAGAGCUUUCUCAGUUAGCACCUCACAUCCAUGUCGAUAUGCAAAUGUCACUCGAUGCAUCUGUCGGGGCAUAUGAAGAAGCAUCAAACGCUUUAUCUGCCAUUUGUGGCUCUGACUGCUGCUCAGGCGGUGUUCACUCUAGUUUUGGCGGUCGUGGUUAUUGUCUUCCGGUUCUGGCUGAGACUAUCAUUUCUCUUGUAUGGAACCUGUCUGCACUUCAACUCCACGCCGAUCUGAAGCCGUAUCACUCCGGCUUGAGAUUCUUGUACGAACUCCAUGCCGGUCGUGCGUCGACUGAUGCUAGCUUCGGGGAAAGAUACGGGGCUGGUAAAAAUAAUGGAUCCUACUGGGGAGACAUUACUGACCUUGUGCGUCUGCUCGACCUUGCGUCAGUUUACCAUACUGCACAAUUUCUCUUCACCACCAACCUAUACCCUCUCAGAAGACGCAGCGCACUUACAGCUGUUUCUGUUGGAGGGCUUUGUUUCUAUUUUGAUAUAUUGCGAAACGUAUCGGAUCGGCCGGAAAAGGCAAUGGUACUGCAUGUUGUACCAGGAGUCAUUCAAACAACGGCCGGGCGAGAAUAUCAAUUUAUCGCGGACAAGACAGCCGCAUGGUCUGAGGGCCUUCUUGGAUUUGAUUGGAGAGAUAACUCUUCAUUCGAGGCAACAGCUGAGUUCAAGACUGACUAUCAGGCUAAGGUCACGGAGACCAUUGGGGGCAAUAUUUCCAUUCCUUCUCUCGAUAUGGACACGGGAAGCUCUGAUCUCGACGUGAGACUUUUUAUUGAGGAAUCUGCCGGUGGCCUACUUGUCGAUCUUCACUUCAUUUCUCUCGCGGGAACUUGUCGGGUUGGUGCAUAUACUAUGCUCAAGGAGAUUAUCGAGAACUCAGGGUUGGUCCACUGUGCUCACCGUAACUGCGCUCGUUUGGAUCAGUUUUCCUGUGAUAUAUCAACCCUGGAUGGAGAGGGCUGUAGACCCGAGGGUCUCCAAGGGAAGCUGCAUGUUCGAAGACUCGUUGGUAAUACUUUGGCGAGAUGCGUGGGUCUUUUGGUCAACAGGGAGUGGACGGAGCCGGCCAUACUGCGUGGGCGGGAAUGUAUCCCAUGUUGUAUCAGAACUGCGAUUGAUUUACGACCGGAUUACCAACGAUCUCCAUCUUAUGUUAUUCUCUAGCAACCACCUUAUUCCUGAUGCCAUCGGAACAAUUAGAAGAAAAUGAAAUAAACAUUAGUCUAAUGAUACACCUAAGAACAUAUUAGUACUUUUCAC